Molecule: messenger RNA, 2680 nt
Organism: Cynoglossus semilaevis (tongue sole)
Lineage: Eukaryota; Metazoa; Chordata; Actinopteri; Pleuronectiformes; Cynoglossidae
Gene: def6c
Product: DEF6 guanine nucleotide exchange factor c
Exons: 11
Coding region: 690-2324 (544 amino acids)
Cellular component (GO): nucleus; cytoplasm
Source: RefSeq, a predicted model, not a curated record
UUUAACGUCGUAAAAACAGAGGUUCUUGAAAACUGGAAACAUGAUGGCAGUUUGUGACUUGGGAUCCUAUUUAGAGGGAAAUAGUCACCAAAGCAUGACAGAACAGCUACUAGGUUGCGAUAAUUGUCAGUUUUAAAAAAUCAUUUUAGCUUUUCUUAAGAUCUGCAAAUUUUGAAGCUUUAAAACAGGACCUCAUUGUGAAACUUGACAGCUAUGUUUUGUUUGUUUGUUUUUUCUAAGUUUUUUCUACUUAAGAAAUAUCACGACUGCAGACUCUGGUCCUCCAAAUGUCACUCCUUAUUCUUAAAAUCGACUGAGAAUGUUUAGUUUUAUUAACGGAAUGACAAUGUCCGCUUCUUAUUUACACUCUUUUGAAAGAAAGUGCAACUCGAAGACAAGUGCACAAUAUCUACAACAAAAUAAUUCAUCUCUGCCUCUCGUGGUUUCUGCCAAUUAUUAAACAAUGAACUUCAAAAGUGCUUCAAACUCAAGGUCGUAAAAUCAAAUCAAAGUUCAGGACAACAGCUCUGUUUAUCCCUAACAUAUUAACCAUCCAAACCGAUUUCAGAUGACCUAAUCUCUAAACUACCGAAACCUGAGGCACAAACCGCUUCUUUUUUUAACACAGCACUUACUUGAUCGGUGACGUUGUAGCUCGGAUUUCUCUGUGUCUGCAGGUGAAAGAGGGGAUGUUUGAUAAGGAGAAGUUUGACGACCUGUGCUGGAUGAUGACCAUGAAGAAGAACUACCGGGUUGUUCCCAAGGGGGCGCUGCUGUCAGAGAGAGACAGUUUCAAACUCUUCUGUUUAUUCAACCUCCUGUCUGAGGACAAAUACCCGCUGAUGAUGAUACUGGAGGAGGUGGAAUAUCUCCUCAAGAAAAUCUCCACGGCUAUGAACGAAGAAUGGGAUGGGAAGCUCUUGGAUGACCUAAUAUCCCAGGAUGCCACAGUGCAGGAAGAGGGCAUGUCCGUGUGGACAUUCCUGGAGCUCAUGAACGCUGGUCGGCUGCUUAAGGUCACCAGCGCUGAGGCUUUCAGUGUCGCUCUGGACGAGGUGUUUCUGGAGAUGUACCACAACGUGCUGAAGAGGGGUUACAUGUGGAAAAAAGGCCACGUGCGCCGGAACUGGACCGAGCGCUGGUUCGUGCUGAAGCCCCACUCCGUGUCUUACUACGUCAGUGAAGACAUGAAAGACAAGAGGGGAGAGAUCCUGCUGGAAACAGGCUGCGUCAUAGAGACUCUUCCAGACCGGGAGGGAAAACGCUGCCUGUUCUGUGUGAAAACACAAAACAAAACCUUCGAGAUGAGCGCGUCUGACCUGAGACAGAAAGUGGAGUGGACUCAAGCCAUCCAGACGGCUUUCCGUCUCCAGAACGAGGGCAAGUCCUCGCUCCACCAUGAGCUCAAACUGAAAAGACGAGUCCAACGGGAGCACGGCCAACGGGAGCGCAGCAGGAGCUCGCACGGCAGCUCCAGCAGCCAACCGGACGAAUCCAACGUCCCAGAGGCGGAGAAGACGGAGAAGAACAAAGACAGACAGGACAUGGAGAUUGAAAGCAUCAUCCAGCAUGCACGAGAGUUGGAAAUCAAACGAAGAGAGGCGGAGGAGAAGGAAAGGAAGAAACAGAAGGAGGUGCAGAUGGAGCUGGAGAGACAGCUGAAAGAGGCUGAGAUGUUGAGAGACAGCAUGCAGGCCGAGAUGCAGGAGAAGAAAAAAGAGGCCGAGCAGCAGAAGAAGAGGAUCCAGGAGUUGGAGCUGACGCAGCAGAAACUAGAAGCUGCUCUGAACAUGGAGAUCCAGACUCGGCUGGAGGAGGAGAAGGCCAGAACGGAGCUGCAGAGGGUGCUGCAGGCUGAGGAGGAGAAGAAGAAGCAGUUCCAGCUCCUGCAGGAACAACAGAAGGCCCUGCAAAGCCUGAGUGUCAUAGAGGAGGACCCUGCAGGAGGGGCAGACGAGGACACCCCCUCUGCCCUCGACUCUGCCUCCCAGGAGCUGCAGGAUCUGCAAGAAUCUCGGCAGAGAAGCCACCAGCGCCUGGAGGAGGUUCAGGAGAAGCUGAGGAACGCCAGUCAACAUGUACGACACUGGAACGUCCAGCUGAACCGGCUUAUGACGCCCAUUACUCCAGGAGAUCGAAUGCAAAAUCGCCAAGUGGCAAAAGAGUUUUGCCCCAAAAAGGAAGGAGCUCUGGCCAGCAACGAGUUCAUCACUAAAUUCAAGAACUUAGCCAGUCAAAACAAUGAGAUGACGGAGGAACAUCAGAAACUGGAACAGCAGCAGGAAACGGGUCACGUGUCUGAUGGAGAGGAGGAAUCCCAGUGAAAAAGCCAAUGGACAAAUGUGACAAAGGGAAACGAGAAAGAAGUAUUUGUUUGGAGUAUUUGGUGCAGUGAAAAUAUGCAAAAAGGACUUAUGUGGUGUCUGAGCACAGCAGCCAUUUGGAUAUCUUUAAAUCAUGCUUCAGUUGAGCUUCCACAGUUUUACACCUGUCAACCGUCACUUUAUCAAACUCCUGUGUGUGUGUGUGUUUAAAACAUGUCCAGGUGGCUGUUAUGCAAUACAAAAUGUCUUUGUAUUUAUGGUCACACUUUAAAGCAUUGAGAUGCAGAAUUAAGCGAGAGUACAAUACAAAUGUACAGUUUGUACAAUAAAAUGUAUACAGUAAGUGAACAACAAUU